UCCGGAUUCCUUCCAUUAUGACGCGGGCCGGACUCUCUCCUCUUCCGCUUUCCACUCUCUUCCAUGUGACAGGACAGGACAGCUACGGGAAGGUACCUGAGGGAUGUACCCUACCUAGCUCUCCAAGCUGUCUUUCUCCAAGCUCUCUCUUUCAAUUCUGUUUCCUGUUCCUUCUACUAUCUCAAAAAUAAUCCUCGCAACAGCAGAGUUUGAAUACUUGCAGUCUUCUUCGAACCCUCUUCUGUGACUCUUCCGUGAACUUGUUACGUCAGUGAUCACGACUUUUGCUAUUACCUCACUUUACUCUUCGUGCCUGUUUGCUUUCUUGGUUAGCUGUCAUUAUGGCUCUUGGUGUGAAAGACUUCAUCGACUAUGUCGACUAUGACAAGCAGAGCUUGUACAGUGAGUAUAUGCCACCUUGGCUUGAGCAUUGUCUCUAUCCGCCCAUGACAUUUGAAUCUAACUCGAACUCUUUGCUUCUUUCCAGUCUCUGCUGCCUCUAUCGCGUUCAACCCUCUCUUCUGGAACAUCGUCGCCCGUCAAGGUAUGCAGCUUACAAAUGUGCGAUCCAUCCUCGACUAACCUUAUCGCUGAAAGAAUACCACAACAAGCUUCUGACCAAGAUUUUCGGCGGUAACUCCCAAGUUGCCUGUUAUGCCCUUGCUGCCACUAUCUUCUCUCUCGGUAUGGUUCGCGACUUUAUCUUCAAGACUGCCAUCGCCGAACAGCCCACGCAUCCCGCUCUUGUCAGCGACUUCAUCCAGGCCGCCGCUGUUGCUCUAUUCAUCGUUGGUAACGUCCUGGUCGUCACUUCAACCUGGCGACUCGGUAUUACUGGCACUUUCCUCGGUGACUACUUUGGCAUUCUCAUGGACGAGAUGGUGACUGGCUUUCCCUUCAACGUGACCGGUUCUCCUAUGUACACUGGCUCUACCUGCAGCUUCCUCGCUACCGCCAUGUGGUAUGGCAAGCCUGCCGGCAUCCUGCUCACAUUGUGGGUCGACAUUGUCUACAGGAUCGCUCUGAAGUUUGAGGACCCGUUCACUUCUGAAAUAUACGCCAAGCGUGAGCGUGAGCGUGCUGCGGGAAAGAAGUCCAACUAAGCUCCCGAAUUCUGUCUAAACUCUUCCAAGUAAACGACAAUAAGAGUGACGGGACAACAUAUCAGCGCCGCCUGAAACGUUAUCAAGGCCACGCAAACCAACUGAGACUGCAAGACAGCUCCGUCUAGUCGAGUAGCGU
Molecule: messenger RNA, 1242 nt
Organism: Fusarium redolens
Lineage: Eukaryota; Fungi; Ascomycota; Sordariomycetes; Hypocreales; Nectriaceae
Product: phospholipid methyltransferase-domain-containing protein
Exons: 2
Coding region: 342-1103 (253 amino acids)
Biological process (GO): phosphatidylcholine biosynthetic process
Molecular function (GO): S-adenosylmethionine-dependent methyltransferase activity
Source: RefSeq, a predicted model, not a curated record